AGCCAGACCAAUUUUGACAAAUUGCAUUCGGAAUACGAGUGAAAACGAAAUAACAAAGAACCCUAAAUGUCAUUUCAAUGCAACUGAGGCGCUGCAUAUGGACUGUACUUCUGGUGGUGAUUUUGCACAUUACAAGUACAACUCCAGUACCGUUUCGUAGUGACGAUUAUUUUUAUUUGGAACCCGACAUGGAUGAUGACAUGGACUAUAUGCAGAGUGCCAAUUUAGCUGACGACGACUAUCAACCAAACGAUUCUGAAUCGGACUAUGUUAUGCUUCCGCGCUCAGCGGAGACGACGACAGAAUGUGAAACUGAACCGCCCAAGCAUGUAGAAACACACACACCCAGCACGCAUGGUGUAGUGGCAACUACCUGUGUGGCUAUUAUACCGGGACAAUCGGCAAAACACGAACUGCACGCUACCGAAAAGCAACAAACAGCACCGCAAAGUAUAACGACGGCGCCUCAACCGGCGGCAACGAUUCUACAACCAACCACAGCAGCGCCAGCUGCAGUAACCACCACCGUUGCUCCACAAACCACGACAACUCCAGCCACGCAUACGACGACAUGUACGCCCGAAGUCGAGACGACAACGUGCAUACCGGAGGAAGAGUCAUCCGGAAAAAAAGGCGGCUUGCGUCCCGUCGAGGCGACCACCUGCAUGUCGUUGAAGAGUCUGGUGGGUGGCGCUGGUAACGGUUCCUAUGACGGCAUACUAAUGCCACCGUCUGAAGUUUUUCCACCCGUCUCGCUGACUGAGCAGGAGGGUAAAACUCGGGCGCUGCACUCACUUGUGCAACAUCUGUAUGUGGCGCAGGCGCGCGUCCAACUUGAAGCCAUUGAAAUCAAGAAGGCCCAGGCGGUCGCCAAUUCGGCGCAGCAGCAGCUGGAGGAGGCCGCCAAUCAUGUGCGCAGCGUGACAGCGGCGCUGCAGAAUGCUCAGCAAGAGGUCGCCUCGGCGGCCAUACGCGCCCAAACGGCACAAUUGCAGUUAGCCGCGCACGAUCAACUGCUCUUUGCGGCGCGUCAAGAUGUGGACGCGCUCUCCUCGCAAAUGGUCGGUUUGCAGGCGGCGGAAGGUAUUGCCGUGCCGACGGUGAAGUUCGAUAUUGGUAGCUUGUUGGAUAAAUUGAAGCAACCGUUGGCAGCUGCGGAGCGGCCGACAGCGGUGCCGCCGGUGUUAUCAAUGCAAGAGCAGGCACCUCCCGAACCGGCGCCACUUUAUGCUGACUAUGAUUACGAUUAAGUUUCAAAUAUGCUUUUU
Molecule: messenger RNA, 1268 nt
Organism: Bactrocera tryoni
Lineage: Eukaryota; Metazoa; Arthropoda; Insecta; Diptera; Tephritidae
Product: cell wall protein DAN4
Exons: 3
Coding region: 78-1250 (390 amino acids)
Source: RefSeq, a predicted model, not a curated record